AGGUGGUUUGUUAGGUCAUGUGAUCUAGCAGAGUAAAGGUCCCAAUGACUGAUUCUGCUCUUACCGCCAUUCAGCCAGUAGACUCAGAGACGAUACUUGACACCACCACCCCGUCAGCCUCCACUGCCUGGACCCCCACGGCCACCAUGUCCAUCAGUCGGAAGAACUGGUCUGCUCUGUCUCGCCUGGCUCGCCAGUGGACAGUAGAAGAUGAGGAGGAAAUAGAGAGGGAGAGGAGGCGGAAGGAAAGGAGCUACAGCAGCUCUGAUCCUGACAAUGACCUUCCAGGUGGAAAUGACCCCGGAAACCCACUCUCCAGUGACAGCACUCAAAGCAUCACCAGUGCAGAGCAGCUGGACUUUGUGGAGAUGCUCCGUGUUCGAGACGAGAGGAGGAGGAUCAGACACGUAGAGACUCUCCGACGACAGAAAAAUGAUGAAGAGGGGAGGGAGGAAGGAGAAGAGGGGGAAGAGGAGGGGAGAGUGGAAUUACUGGGAGAUCUGGAGGAAGGGAGAAAGACACUACCAACACACACUCCCAUCCUAAUCUCAUCCUCCUUCUCGCCAACAGCAAUGCUGACACCCCAAAACCCUGCAGACAGACAGCAGGAGAAGGGUUCCUGUGGUGACCCUGGUCCAGACACAGACUCAGCUAAACCUGAAACUAAUCCUUCAUCCAACACCUCACAUAAAUUUAGCAGUUCUUUGUCCAUCUCCUUUGAUAAGAGCCCAACCUACAGCGUGCCUACAAGUCCCAUGAGCCCACACUCCCCAACCACACCACUAUCCCCUGGACACACUGAGGACAGUGUGAAUGGUUCACCUGUUAGCUUGGAGCAGACGGCCAGACCAGCCUUCGCCAGGCAGAGCUCUAGGACAGUCUCCUUCAGGAUGCUGAAGAAAAAAGAGGAGGAAAGCAUGCCUUUACAAAGGAGUGCCAGUGUCCGGGUUACCUCCAAGACUCCCAACAGCUCUGACCAAACUGAGGAGGACAAAGCAUCACCUUUCCAAAGGAACUCCAGGCAGAGGGUGUCAUCACGUUCUAUUCAGGAGAAGAUGGAGAGACUCGCCCAAGCAGCACAGAGGUCUGAUUCUCUGCGUUCUCCUGACGUGGCCCAAAGGACCCUGUUCCUGCUGGAUGAAGUGUCCAGGAAGAGAGGUCUCUUUGAAAAGGAUCAGGCAGCAGUUCAUGGCAGCCCUGGGGUCCUCAGACAGGAACAUCGAAGCUUCACAUCUGGAAUCUCUGACCGUAUAAACCGCUGGGUCAGCAAGACCAACAGACCUGGAAGCUCGUCCCACAACCCUACAGAUCUGCGUCAUGUUGAUAUCUCCAGUAAAAGGAGUGUCUUUGAGAGUCGAGGAGAGGACAGCUCCCCCAAUACAGCCCCCCUCCACAAGAUAUACAAGUGAAAAACGACUCCAUGUUUUAUAAUUCUACUGUUUAAAAAUGCUUACAGUCUGAGUAAGGUUGAAACGGAAGAAGUGAGAAGGGAGAUAGGAGAAGUGAGGUGCAGUGAUAUUUCUAUCAGUAAUUUGUAAUGAUUUUAACCGAUCUGGUGAUUGUUUUAGUGCUUUCAAAGGUAACAGACACUGUAGUGAUUGUUAUUGCACUACAAUUCUGGGAUUAGAGGACAGAAGUUUAGAGGACAGGUAAUUCUGCAAUUAGAGGACAAGGACAUUCUGGGAUUAAUUAUGGGAUUAGAAAACAAGUAGUUCUGGGAUUAAAGGAAAGUUAUUUUUAAGAUUAAAGGAUGGAUCAAUCAGGGAUUAGAAGAUAUUUUGCAACCAUAAUUGACAUUGUGUGUAUCAUUAUGUUGUGCCAUAAAAUGACACCCUUAACCAUUAUUCAAGUCUAAAUUCUACCUAACUCCUAAACAUCAUUUUUAAUACUGUGUAAUGAUGUGUGAACAAUAAAUAAAAGGUUUUUCAUCCACAAUUCUAAUGGUCUCU
Esox lucius (northern pike) is the source of this 1949-nucleotide messenger RNA. RefSeq names its product ladinin (gene lad1). Gene Ontology annotation, molecular function: structural molecule activity. The record is from RefSeq and is a predicted model, not a curated record. The transcript has 12 exons. The coding region runs from base 45 to 1409 and encodes 454 amino acids. Lineage: Eukaryota; Metazoa; Chordata; Actinopteri; Esociformes; Esocidae.